Betta splendens (Siamese fighting fish) is the source of this 1715-nucleotide messenger RNA. It is a transcript of the gene ppp1r42, whose product is annotated as protein phosphatase 1, regulatory subunit 42. Gene Ontology annotation, molecular function: protein binding. The transcript has 9 exons. NCBI's taxonomy places the organism in Eukaryota, Metazoa, Chordata, Actinopteri, Anabantiformes, Osphronemidae. The coding region runs from base 511 to 1485 and encodes 324 amino acids. The record is from RefSeq and is a predicted model, not a curated record.
UAUUCAGUCCUGUGUAGACAUUGUAUUCUUGUGUAAUAUUUCAGCAUUGAGCAGCUUCGUUUAAUUUUAGGACCUGUGUUCUCCGAUGUCCUGGGACUUUCAUAAACACCACGACUGCAUGACUUUAACACACAGGCUCAGCCAACACCAGUCAGUCACUCAAGAGUAGCCUGUCAUAGCAUUACAUAAUGCAACAACAAACUUAAGCUUCUGCACAGGCUCAGAGGGAAUCUCUGCGGAGGCCCCCAGCGCAGUGCAGCGGAGUGCUCCGGUCGCUCGGUUGUGUUGUGGCUGUGACGCAGCGCAGAAACAGAAGCCGUACACACUGGAGUCUAUUCACCCAACACGCCUGCUCUUCAUCGAAGCAGACACUCCGCGAGUCUGCUUUUUUUUUCUGGCGACUCCAUUGGCCUGGACAGCUCCAGUCACCGCCGUGUGCUGAAUGCUUGGCUGAAGCUGAAAGAGACCCCCCCCCUUCUCUCUCUGCCGCAGCGUCUGUGACGAGCCACCAUGGUUCUUCUAACCAUAGAUCUGAUUGCUAAAUCUCCAAAGCACUUCAAAAAGAAAAGGGGCCUGUCGUUGCCAGAUUACCUCCAGACACUCACGCACCUCCACUUCUCCAGCAGGAAUAUUGAAGAUAUUGGUGAUCUCUCCAUGUGUAGAAACCUGACUGUUCUCUACCUGUACGAUAAUCAGAUCACACACAUUUCCAACAUUGGUUUUGCCUCCAACCUCACCCAUCUCUAUAUGCAGAACAACAACAUCACUCAUAUAGACAAUCUCUCUAAUCUGCAGAAGCUCUCCAAACUGUAUCUUGGUGGAAACAGGAUUGCUGUGGUGGAGGGUUUAGAGCAGCUCCCUGAACUUAAGGAGCUUCAUCUUGAGAAUCAAAGGCUGGCACCAGGGGAAAAGUUGCUCUUUGACCCCAGGACUCUCGCCUCAGUUGCGGAGUCUCUCUCUGUCCUGAAUAUCAAUACCAACAACAUUGAUGACAUCAGGGACAUUUCCAUUCUAAAGGAGCUCCAGUAUUUUUCUGCAGCUGGCAACAAGUUACACAAUAUUGAGGAAUUACAAGGUGUAUGCAGCCACUGGCCACAGUUGCUUCAGAUGGAUCUGAGAGGAAACCCUGUGUGUAAAACAGCUAAAUACAGAGACUGCCUAAUUACUGUGUGCGAAAGCCUAGAAGUUCUUGAUGGACGUGAAAUUAAUGAGGUCACCCGACAGUUUCUUAUUAACUGGAAAGCAUCUAAAGAGGCUAAGAAGAAAAAUAGUAAACAUAUGUUGCCCGGACCAAUGAUUCCCUAUCCUGUAAUAAAUGACUUCAACUCAAGUCAGGGUCCACAUAGUCACAUCCAACACCGCGCUAGUGUGCAGCAGUGGAGGCCACAGCACACUUUGAGGGCAAAACCAUUUCCAACGCCUGUGAGUGGCCUCCUCACGCAUGCGGCCGUCCCAACAGCUCAGUGCAGCAGUGUGGAUGCGUAGGACAAACCCACUGGGUCGACAGACACUUCACUCUCACAGUUUGUCAUGACAGCUCCUCUCUCUGGCUUUGUACACAUUGUAGUAGCACACUGCACUAUCCUUGAUCUUGAGGAUUGUCUUUAAAAAAUACACUCAUACAGUCACACAUUUGGUCAAGAGUCUGAAAUAAUUGUAUUGUUAUAAGUAUUCUAUGAAAAGAAUUGUUCAAAAAUAAAAUAAUCAAAGAAUAA